AUGUCGUUAUCCUCGAUGGACACGGCCGCGUUUGGCCAGUCCUUCUCACCAUACACGACCAACCAGUCGCUCCCUCUCCAGCAACCACCCUUCCCUCUCCAGGCCCAACCAGCGCCUAGUUUUGCUCACAAUGUCCCGCAGCAGCGGCAGCAAUACCAGCAGCUGUCUGGCGCCUACGCGCCGCCCUACUCGCAGUCCACGUCGCCCUCGGCCGUAAUGCCCAUGGCAGCCUCUCCUUCGCAUCGUGUUCCACCAUAUGCUGCUUCUGCAGUCGCACAGGGCUCGCCUCAGCAAUCGCCCAUGGCUGCCCCGCAAUCUCGACCAAUCCACUCUCCAUCUCAUGGCGCAUCGCCAGUGAACCCGUUGCAAGAGAAGGAAAGGAUAUCGCUGCUGUUGGAAAUCAAUCUUGAAUUGCUACAGGAAAUGCACAGGCUGCAGGCGCAGGGCAAGGGCGGCGCAACCAGCCCGCAGGCAGCCGCCCACCUCAAGAAAGAGGGCCUGCCGGAUGCCCUUGCGUCCGACGAGUACACCCAGUAA
Messenger RNA from Aureobasidium uvarum, 537 nucleotides. The record is from the annotation of a GenBank genome assembly. NCBI's taxonomy places the organism in Eukaryota, Fungi, Ascomycota, Dothideomycetes, Dothideales, Saccotheciaceae.